AUGUUUAAACUCAUUGUUCUUUUAGGGCUUGUUAGCCUUUGUAUCGCUGCUCCUUCAGGUCGUGUCGUUAAUGGAACUGAUGCGCGCAUCGAAGAUUACCCAUGGAUGGCAUCGCUUCACAUUUGGGCAGGUCACAAUUGCGGAGGAUCCAUCAUUAGCGACAGAUGGAUUUUGAGCGCAGCUCAUUGCGAUGCUUCAACAAUUGAAGUUGGAACAGAUCGUUGGAAUGCAGGAAAGAAAAUUGCCGUUAAGAGAUGGAUUAAACACGAAAACUACAAUCCAAGUACUUUGGAGAAUGACAUUGCUGUCGUUGAACUCGCAGAACCGAUUGAAUUUGCAUACAAUAUGCAACCCGUGAAACUUCCCGAACCAUAUUACGAAGUACCUGGAAGUUAUGAAACUCGUGCUUAUUUAACUGGAUUCGGAUUUGAACAGAGCGGAGGAAAUGUACAAUCUCGUUUGAAGGAAGCGGAAUUGUUUGUUGUUUCAAAUGAGGAAUGUUCUCAAAUUCAUUACUCGACAGUUUAUCAAAGUAUGUUAUGCGCGGGCAUUCGUGAAGGAGGAAGAGGACAAUGUUCAGGCGAUUCGGGAGGUCCAUUGGUUGUAAAUGGCGUUCAAGUUGGCGUUGUUUCAUGGAGUGUUAAGCCUUGUGCUAUCGGGCCCUAUCCCGGAGUAUACACGAAAGUUUCUCAUUUUGUGCCAUGGAUCAAGGCAAAAACAGGCAUGGCAUAA
Culicoides brevitarsis is the source of this 732-nucleotide messenger RNA. Its product is annotated as trypsin-like. The record is from RefSeq and is a predicted model, not a curated record. The coding region runs from base 1 to 732 and encodes 243 amino acids. NCBI's taxonomy places the organism in Eukaryota, Metazoa, Arthropoda, Insecta, Diptera, Ceratopogonidae. The transcript has 2 exons. Gene Ontology annotation, biological process: proteolysis. Gene Ontology annotation, molecular function: serine-type endopeptidase activity.